Molecule: messenger RNA, 2068 nt
Organism: Mirounga angustirostris (Northern elephant seal)
Lineage: Eukaryota; Metazoa; Chordata; Mammalia; Carnivora; Phocidae
Gene: TSSK1B
Product: testis specific serine kinase 1B
Exons: 1
Coding region: 196-1299 (367 amino acids)
Biological process (GO): protein phosphorylation; intracellular signal transduction
Cellular component (GO): cytoplasm
Molecular function (GO): ATP binding; protein serine/threonine kinase activity
Source: RefSeq, a predicted model, not a curated record
GACUUCACCCACUGAAGUCACCUGGGGGACAAUGCUGAACAUUCCACCCCAGAGUCUUGGCCUCUAGGAGGCAGGGACAGCAGGCCCGGCCAGCCCAGAGGACUCUCUGUCCACAGUGUAAAUGAGGACGCUGCUGGCCCAUGUCCCACAGGGAUGUAGAGGACAGCCUCAGAGGCACUGGGCGCUCCCGGCACCAUGGAUGACGCUGCUGUCCUCAAGCGGCGAGGCUACAUCAUGGGGAUAAAUUUGGGAGAGGGCUCGUACGCAAAAGUCAAAUCUGCUUACUCUGAGCGCCUGAAGUUCAACGUGGCGGUCAAGAUCAUUGACCGCAAGAAAGCCCCCAUGGACUUCUUGGAGAAAUUCCUUCCCCGGGAAAUUGAGAUUCUGGCCAUGCUAAACCACCGCUCCAUUGUCAAGACCUACGAGAUCUUCGAGACAUCAGACGGCAAGGUCUACAUCGUCAUGGAGCUCGGGGUCCAGGGUGACCUCCUCGAGUUCAUCAAAACCCGGGGGGCCCUGCAUGAGGAUGACGCUCGCAAGAAAUUCCACCAGCUCUCCUCGGCCAUCAAGUACUGCCACGACCUGGACGUCGUCCACCGAGAUCUCAAGUGCGAGAACCUCCUCCUCGACAAGGACUUCAACAUCAAGCUGUCUGACUUCGGCUUCUCCAAGCGCUGCCUGCGGGACGGCAGUGGCCGCAUUAUCCUCAGCAAGACCUUCUGCGGGUCGGCGGCAUACGCGGCCCCCGAGGUGCUGCAGGGCAUCCCCUACCAGCCCAAGGUGUACGACAUCUGGAGCCUGGGCGUGAUCCUCUACAUCAUGGUCUGUGGCUCCAUGCCCUACGAUGAUUCCAACAUCAAGAAGAUGCUGAGCAUCCAGAAGGAGCACCGCGUCAACUUCCCCCGCUCCAAGAACCUGACAGGCGAGUGCAAGGACCUCAUCUACCGCAUGCUACAGCCGGAUGUCAACCGGCGGCUGCACAUCGACGAGAUCCUCAGCCACUGCUGGGUGCAGCCCACGGCACGGGGCCAGUCCUCUGAGGCCAUCAACAAGGAGGGGGAGACCUCCUGGGGCCCUGAGCCCUCAUGGACCCCUGAGACCCCUGACAAAAAGUCUGCCACCAAGCUGGAGCCCCAGGAGGAGGCACAGCCCGAGACACAGUCCCAGCCAAAACCCAACGAGGAAGAGACGUUGCAAGUGCCGGUGUCAAGGCAGUUGGACACCACGGGUCUUAACGGAGAGAGGCCUGGCAGGGAGACAGAAGAGGUCCUCCCACAGCCUUCAGAGACACACACCUAGCGAGCCCCUCUUGGCCCAGGGGGCCAGCAGAGAAUGAAGCAGAGCUCAUGGCUUUGAGCCUGAGCUCCAAAGAAACCAAGGGGCAAGCCAAAGAAGACGGUCCCGGAUGAGCCACUAUUUUCGUCAGUUUCUUCUCCCUCCCUUUGGACUUGGUAACCCACAUGGCUAAAGAAGCAAUAAAUCACUAUAUUAGUGCAGACCCUAAGGUGAAUGUCUUUGCCCUAGCUGACUGCGGUCAUCCAGGGAGAGGACCCUGCACUCCCUGCCGCACCCCCCCCCCCGGCUCCCCACUCUCGGAUCGCACCGCAUUUCGCCUCCAGUUUGGGAAAAUACAUCCCCGUGUGCCCAGCCCUGACUGUGACCUCAGGCCCCGGACCAGAGCAGAGAGCUGAGCAAGGAAGACGCUGUUUCAAGAGGGAGGCCAUGAGUGCGGUGCUGGGAAGGGCAAGGGGGCACAGAGAGGACAAGACCAAGAAGGGCAGGGGCACACAGGGGCUCCCCUGCAGCUGGGGCUGAGGAUCUGGGCCCUCAAUGUCCCGGCGCUACUGCCUCCACAAGGCUGCCGGUGGGGAGGGGGCCUGCAGGGGGCAGGUGGACCAGCCUCUCAGCCCCUCUGGAGCUCCCCACCCUGGGAGGCCACUCAUUUCUUUCAUUCUGUCCACCAGGGCUCCCUCAUGGCCAACCAGCAUUCAGUUCUGGGCACGCCCUGAGUCAUCCUGCUUGUGGUCAUUCCCCCUGCCCAGGAGAAGUGGUGGUGGCGGGGGCGGGG